UUCGAUAACAAACGACAUUACAAAAUAAUGCAAGUUAUAAGCACUCUGCGGGUGAACAAGGAUUGGAAAUUGAAAAAUCUCGAGUAAAUUGAAUUGGGCGCAUGCAAUAUUAUUUUUAAUAUUACCCUAGCAGUGUUUUAUGACAUCGAUUGCUAAUAAUAAAAAAAGGUUUUACAAAUCACCAGUCAUUUCGUGAUUUUAAAACGGUCCUUUAAAUACGAGUCUGCAUUUUUCAUGUGUAGUGCUAGUUUUUUUUAAUGUUUAGGAAAGGAUAAGUUCAGGGAGUAUGGAAAGAGACGGACAGGCGCUGGGUGACCUUCCCCUUCCUUGAGAUGGCUGCAGUUUGUGUGAAUGAGAUCCGGGCAAGGUUCUAGACCACGUUCCAAAUCCGAAUUUCGUGCCGGACCUCCAGAAGUUCGCAGGACACUAGUUUCAACAUCAUGCAUAAAGAAUGAGGAGAAAAAAGUCAGCCCUGAUAAAUUAGACUUGGAUAUUUGGAAGACUAUUAUGAAAGAAACUGCAUUAGAAGCUCCCAAUCCGUGCCCCUCUGAAGAUCCUGUGGACUCAUUCUCUGCUGCUACACGAGAAUUGGUUCAAAUGUGGCGACUGGCUGGGAAAGCUGUGCCAGAGAACCUAACUGAGGAGCAGCUGAGCAUUGUUCAAGAACUACCUUCCAAAUCUGCAAAGAAAAAAUAUCUUAAGUAUCUAGCAAUCAAAGAAGGCAAAAAGAAAGCAACAAAGGAGAAACAAAAAAUAAGACAAGAAAGAGCAAAGUGUCUUCAAAAGGAAAAAGAAAAUGAAGGAGGAGUUGAAUUAAAGAACACAUUUCUUUUGCAAUUCUGGCAGCGGUCUUUUGAUGUAAUGUACAAUUGGAGGGCUGCUCAGUCUAUGAUGUUUGGUCAGCCACUGAUAUUUGAUAUGAGUUAUGAAAGCUACAUGGCACAGCGAGAAAUGGAGAACACUAUCUCUCAGCUACUGGAGUGUGAGGGGUUCAACAGAAAAUCUUUAGACCCAUUCCACGUAUAUUUUUGUAACAUGAUCCCGGAGGGAUCAUAUCAUAAGGAGUUUUUGAAACGUUAUGGGGAUGCCUGGGAUAGACUCUUGAUAACAGUAACAGAAAAGUCAUAUGUUGACAUUUUUCCGAAAGACAAGCUUGUGUAUUUAACUGCGGAUUCACCUUCUGUAUUGAAGAGUUUUCAGCAUGAUAAAAUCUACAUCAUUGGGUCAAUUGUUGAUAAAUCAAUUCAGACAGGGUUGUCCCUUGCAAAUGCAAAGCGUUUAAAGUUGGCAACUGCACGCCUUCCUUUGGACGAGUAUUUGAAAUGGGAUAUUGGUGCAAAAAACCUUACAUUAAAUCAAAUGAUCAGCAUUUUGCUUACUGUGAAAGAAACUGGUAACUGGCAAGAAGCUCUCAAAUUUGUUCCAAAAAGAAAACAUGAAGGAUUUUUACCAGUUCCAGAACAGAAAUACUGUAAUCAAUCUAAAAGUUACCAGAACAAGACAAGAAUUGACAAGGAACCAAUAAAGAAAGCCAGGAGGCAAAAGUCAACUUUAAGUUUAAGUCAAGGCGUAGAAAAAUCAUCAGAUAAGAAAAGAUGGUGGCUGGAGGAAGAUUAAAGAUCCUUAAAACAUUUUAAGUACUGACUUACCUGAAAGAAAUAGCUUUAUUAGUACACAGAAUUUCAUACUGCAUUGAAAUAUCAGAAGAUGCAAGUCUGACUAUUGUGCGUAUCUCUCCAUAUCAGUGUGUUGAUUUUAGACCAUAAUUACAAGAAAAACUGCAAAGCAAUAAAAAUUGUGUAUUUA
Rhincodon typus (whale shark) is the source of this 1806-nucleotide messenger RNA. Its product is annotated as tRNA methyltransferase 10 homolog C. The transcript is spliced from 2 exons. Gene Ontology annotation, cellular component: mitochondrion; nucleoplasm; nucleus. The record is from RefSeq and is a predicted model, not a curated record. Lineage: Eukaryota; Metazoa; Chordata; Chondrichthyes; Orectolobiformes; Rhincodontidae. Gene Ontology annotation, molecular function: tRNA binding. The coding region runs from base 352 to 1617 and encodes 421 amino acids. Gene Ontology annotation, biological process: mitochondrial tRNA 5'-end processing; positive regulation of mitochondrial translation.